Aphanomyces astaci is the source of this 6426-nucleotide messenger RNA. RefSeq lists its product as hypothetical. The record is from RefSeq and is a predicted model, not a curated record. The transcript is spliced from 5 exons. Lineage: Eukaryota; Oomycota; Saprolegniomycetes; Saprolegniales; Verrucalvaceae. The coding region runs from base 1 to 5895 and encodes 1964 amino acids.
AUGGCGGUCGCGGCAGCUGAGCUGAGUGUGCACGUGAGGGGUAUCGCGGAGAAGCUUCGGAAGCGAGCCGACGAUGCAUCCAAGAAGGGAGGUGCGGAAGCAUCUGCGGGCCUCUUAUUAUCCGUGGAGCAUUUGCUUCAAUCGGCAGACUUGAUGGAGCGGCAGCACAAGGAACUGCUGGCGACAUCGGCGGCGGAACCAGCCUCGACCACACUGCGUAAUCUCCAACUCGUGGGUGCGAUGCUUGAAAAGAAGAGCGAGGAGAUGAGGAGCAAGCAAGCUGUGGGGCCUGCAAAUUCGUUGGCGCAGUCGGCGAGUCAUGUUCGCACGGGGCUCCAGCGCUUGGAAGCAGUGCACACGUGGCUGUCGUCCACGUUAGGCGACGCAUAUUCACCCGACAUGGACUGGACAGAUGCCCUUUCUCAAGUGUCCUCGAAUGAUCGAACAAGCCACGGCGACGAAAGUGCAUUGAAGGCGGCCGAAGCGAACGUUGCAUCGUUGGAAGCCGAGUUGGCUCAAUGGAAACACCACCACGAGGCCACCCAAGCCCAGCAAAUGCAACUUCUAGAGCAACUGGAACGAGCGGAAUCGGACUUGUCCGCAGCUCUGAAAAGCCAGCGUGAUAUUGCAGCAACGAAUGAAGUCAUUCGAGUGGACUUGGCGUCGGAACGAGAACGCAACGAGCGGCUCGAGGCUCACGUGGCCGCGUUGAAGAGUGAAAAUGCUAAGGCCGAGCAAGAGAUGCAGGACGAGUGGGAGCGAGUUGUCAAGCAAAACCAAGUGCUGACGGCCACAGUGAAGGAGUUCAAAGCGAACGUAGCCGGGCGGGAGGAAUGUGUGGAUGCUUUGCAGAAAGAAGGCCAAGAAGUUCGCAACCAAUUACGUGAAAUGGAGCUUGAGCUAGAGGCUAAAACUGUCCAAGUGGAGCAACUUGCAGUACAACUGGACGCUGUGCGAGAGAAAUUGACAACAGCUGAGCAAACGAUUGCAACGUUCCGCGACAAAGGAGCCACGAUCACAGCGUCGGAGGAGGAGGCUGCUGCAUCCACGAUCCAUCGACUGGAGGGCGAAUUGGCGGCUGCCACCAGUCGGCAUCAAGCGGCAUUGGAUUCCCACCAGGAAGAAUGGACGGCUGCAGAGGCACAGCGUCUAGCCACCAUCCAUUCCCUCCAAGACGAGCUCGAGACUGUCCGUGGCCUCUUGUCAACUACCACUGAUGCCAAUACCGAUGUGGUUGAGCGCUUGAACGGGGAAGUGGAAGAUUUGCGACAGCAACUUGCAACUGCAAGUUCCGAUUUGAACGGAUCCAAGGCGGCGCAGCAGAUCGAGUUGUUGGAGCGCGAACUUGAGGUGCUUCAAGACCAAGUGCGUGCGUUGGAAGCCACCAGUGAUGGUGCGAAGAACGUCAUCGAGACAUUGGAAGUGCAACUGUCGUCUGUACGAGACCAAUGGACGGCUGCCCAACUGGCCGUCGAGACCUUGACAAGUCAACUGGUGGCAGCCAAAGCGCUUGCGGAGACCAGACAAGACACGAUCGACGCCCUCGAGGACGAACUGGUGGUCGUCCGGCGGCAGGCGACGGAGGCGGUGGAGACGGCUAGGUCGUGGGAGGACGAGCUGGUGGCUGUGCGCGACGGCAUCUCGAGGCUGGAGGCGCAGCUGGCGAUGCCCCCGCCCGACAUUAUCGACGAGCUCGCCGAUCGGGGCAGCACGGGGGGAGGUGUCGAGAGUGUGAGCAGUGUGGGGGACAAACUGACCCAACUCGCCACAGCCAUCCGUUUGCUGCACGAAGAAAAGGGUUUGUUUCAGUCGGAAAUUGAACGAUUACAAGCGACUGUAGCCGACGAGCAGGCCACCGUGCACUUGCAUCACGAACAAGUGCGCGCACUCGAGGUGCACGUGGACAAAACGCAUCAAAUGCACCAGGAAAUGCGCACCACCCACGAAGAAGCGAGCAUGGCCAUGCAAGAACACGCAGCAAAGCUCAAGGACGAACUCGGUGGGUUGCGCACCGAAAACGCGCGAUGGGCCGACCGCACGCAAGCGCUGGAACUUGAAGUUCUCCAACUCACCCAGGCCGUGGCGGACUUGUCGAACGCAGUGCCGAAUGAACUCGCCACUGAAACUGAAACCAACUUGGUGGAGUUGACCAACCAAAUCCACUCAUUGGAGUUGUUCAAGCAAGAGUUGCUGGAGAAGUUGGCGACAGCAACGGCCACGGCCACGGCGCUUGAAACCGAGGUCGAACAGGCCAAGCAGAACGUGGCAGAGUUGCUCAAGAACGUCGUCGAGCUGACAGGGGAAAAGGCGCAAGUGGUGGAGCAACUCAACGCCCACAAGCUGGCAAUGGAAGCGUUUGACGCGGAAAAGUUUGAGCUCCACGCGCAGCAUAAAGGGAUGGAAGACCAAUUUGUCAAGUCGGUCACGGACCUCGAGAAUCAAGUGGCCGCCAAGGACGCCGAGUUGCUGGCAUUGCAAGAACAGUCUGAAACGUUGCUAGCACAGGAACAGUCAAAGGCGGCGGCCUUGCAGACUGCAGAAGUUGAAGUGGCCAAAGAGGCACUGAUCUCAGCCGAAGGAAUGCUUCGAGAGCUACAAGCAACGCAUUCAUCCAUGGUGAACGACUUCCAGCAACGCCAAGCUCAAUUGGAGCAACUGCACAGUCAAGAAAUCGCGACAUAUUCCAACCAGUCGGACGAGCUAGCGUCGCACGUAAGACAACUGGAGACUCAAUUGGCCGGUCUAAAAGAGGCUGAUGAGUCGCAGACAGCCCAGUGGGAGUCGCAAGUGGCAUGGCUGGAGCAACAACUGGCGGCCGUUCGCGAUGAACUCGCUCAAGCGCAACAGGUCAAGGCCGAGUUGCUGGGCAAGCAAAACGAAUUGGAGGUGCAAACCGCCGAGAAAAUCCAAUCGUUCGUCGACAAGAUCAACGACUUGGUCGCGGAAAAGGCAACGUUGCAGGCAAGUGCAAGUGCCAGCGACCAACAAUGGCAACGCCAGAUCGACGCGCUCGAACUUCAAGUGCACACGCUCACGGAUGAAACCCAACGGCUUGCGGACGACCACCGCCGUCACGUGGUGCAGUUGCAGCACGAAACCAAGGACAAAGCAGUGUGUGUGACAGAGGACAAGGCGUGUGCGACAGAGUGCGAGUUGGACGACGCCAAGGCCAAAACGGAAGACCUGACAAACCGAAUCAAACACCUGGAAGACGAAAUCGAGCGACAUUUGAAGGUGCAAGAGGGGCAUGCCGACGCCUUGGUCGAUUUGACUGCCAGGUUGAACGCAGCCCAUGACGUGGCAGUUCGAGAGCUCGAGGCCGAGUGGACCAAUCAGCAUGCUGCAAAGAUCCAGCGGUUGAUGGAAAAAGUCAACGCGUUGACGGAGGACAAGCACCACCUUCAGACCGAGCACGAAGUGCUGACGGGUCAGUUGGCAGCGUUGGGAUCUGACAAGGCCCGAUUGACCCAAGACAUAACUCAGCUCCGCACGGCACUUGACGAACAAAGUGCCCAAGUGCAGACGUUGGCUGGUCAAGUGGAAGAUGUACGGGCUGACAAGGCAGAGGCACUUGCUGACGUAGCCACGUGGCAGGGGAAGGUGGACGCUUUGCAAGAGACCCACAAUGCCGAAGUUGCCAAGUGGAAGCAAACGAUCGAAGCUCUGGAAGCUAGGGAGGCCGCGCAUGCUUCGUCGGGUAACGAGCAACAAGCUACGAUUGGCCAGGAACGAGACCAGGCAUUGGUUCGAUUGAACCAAGUGCAAAGUGCAUUUGAAGAGUACAAGGCACGCGCGGCGGCAGCGUUAAAAAAGGCUGAGAAGCGCACGGCGUUGCUGAAUCCUAUGCUGGCGGAGAAGCAGCUACUGGAAAGUCAAGUAGCAACGCUGCAAGACGCUGCUCACCACGCCCAAGAAAAGCUGGAAAACCAACUGCUGGCCAAGGAAGAAACUAUCUCCCGUUUGACAGCGGCCAUCGAGGACGCUGCCGCCAAAGUCCAAGAGAAGAGUGCGUACCAAGAGGAGCUACAAGCCAAGCAGACGCUCGAGUGGCAGGCUCAUUUGACGCACAUCCAAGCGAUGGAAGCGUCGAUGGUGGAGAAGGAGGGACUUCUAGCUGCAUCAGCUUCCAAACUGGACCAGUUCCAGCUCGAACUGACUGCACUCCAUGAAACAGUUGAGCUCAAGGCGAAGCUUGUGGCCAAGGUCCAGCUCGAACUAGAAUCGGUGGAAGCUGCAAAGGAGCUCCUUCAGACACAACUGGACGACGCGCACAAGAGACUGGAGAGCCUCCUUGGUAAACCAUCGCAACUCGAGCAACUUGGUCGGACGUUGGAAGCCACGACGGCGGAAUUGGAAGCUCAACGACACACAAGUGCCGAGUUGGAGCAAACACUUGGUCACUUGACCAACGAGAUGAAAACGACGGCGGAAGCUAGCGCCAACCAACUGGCGGCUGUCAAGGCGGAGCUGGCGGAGUUGGCAGCCUCAAAACGCGAACUGGAAGCAAAGGUCGUCUCGGACAAGUCGUCCGAUGCCAGCAACGUUGACGCUCAAGUUGCUGCGCUUCAAAGCCGAAUUGGGCAGUUGGAAGCGGACAAGGCGGCGCUGGACGAGUCGUGGCGGGUCAAGAUGGCGGACGGAGAGCGCCUCCAGCACGAUUUAGUGGUGCAAAUCACGGCAGAAAAAGCUGCCCUGGCUGCGUCGCUCGAAGCGGCAAACACUGAACUAAAGCGAUCGGACACUGGAGCCGACCAAGUGCGGGAGUUGCAACGCCUUGUACAGCAAAAGGACGCGGCAGUUGCCGAGCUAUCGAGGCGCCUCGAAGUGGAACAGGCCAACGAAAAGAUGGCGUUCGAAGCCACGAAACUGCUCAAGUCCCAACUGGAUGAAAAGGACAGCUACGUGCAGUUGGUCAAGCAGAACGCCGAGUUGCAACUCCGUCAAGCGGGCUUGGAUGCCGACCGCAAACUUGCCGAGCAACGCCGCGCCCAGCUGCUCGAACACGAAGCAGCCAUUGCGGCCAUGAAAGCAUCUCUACUCCCCCCAAACUCUGAAUCCAAUGUGACUAGUGCCAUUCAUGACGAGAACUGCACCACCACCAAUAAUCUACGAGUCCGUGAAGUGGACUUUCAAGCGAAAGUGGAUGCGUUGACCGAGGACAACGAGUCGCUUCGUCGCCAACUGUCCACGGCAGUAGCUAACAACUACCCCGAGCAACUUCAAAAACUACAGCAAGACAACGCCGACCUGGUGCAGUCCAUGCACAGUCUGCGGGAAACCCUCAACGAAAAGCUGCAGCAACUGGCGACUUUGAAAGCGCCGGCGCACACGAAAAUGCUCGACGAGUUGGAGCGCACAAUCGACCACGAGAAGCGCGCGCUGUUUGAGCGGAAAGAACGUCACGGCCAUCACAUGUCCAAACUCCGACGCGAUGCCGACGCGUGGCUCGACGAGGCGCAGCGCAAGCUGGACCAACACGCGGCGCUCCACGAGAUGCUGCCAAAGGAGGACGUCGUGAUGAUGAUGGAGGCGCAGGACGUGGUCGUGAAUCCGCUCGAGGUAACUCUGGUGCUCAAGUCUGGCGUGAGCAUCAAAGCCGGCAGCUCGUUUGAACUGCCCGUGGUGGUUUCCGCCGGCCAGACGAUCCAGUGGAGCUUCCGCAUCGAAGAGCUCGAGACAGACGUGAAUUUCGCGCUCACGUUCAACGGAGAUGUGGAUGUGGUCCCAGUUGACCGUGUCGAGAGACUCGAAGGCACGUACCAAGCCAAGGCGGACGGCGUGCUCCAGUUUGCUUGGGAUAAUGCGUUUUCGUGGCUAAACCCGAAGACACUGGACUACCACGUGUCGGUGUUUGAGCCGCUCACGGAAGCCGCGCUGCAGACGCGGUACGUCUAGCUUGUAUUACGAUAUGGAAGUAGAACAAGAGACCUUAGAUGAAACUCGGGACUCUUUGGUGUAGAAAAGCCCAAGAAAUUGUCAAGGGUCAACAUAAAAUGUGGAGUGACAAGUUGGAUGUGAUGCACAAAGAAGAAGCGUUGCUGGCAUCGUUUGAACACGUGAUGCAAACCAAGUUGCCUGGGGCGAUUGAAUUGUACUUGGAGGAGUGCAUGGCCCAUCGUGAGAUGGUGGUAUGCCCCAAGCUGAGCCAAGUGCAGGACAAAAUGCACGCAUUGAAAGCCCUCAUUGGACUGUACGUCCAGGAACAGCAAGAGCUGACGGAAGCCACGGCGUCGCUUACGAUGUUGCUGGAAGAAAUCCACCAGGAGCAGCGGGAUUUACACAAUACGUGCCACUUGCACAAGUUGCGCGACGAAACCACAGAGUCGGUUCAAGCCAAGCUCCGUGCCCUGGAAGCCAAACUCGAAAUUUAACGUUACAGUAGUACUACGGGCCUACGAUAAUCUAUGUACCUCGAUUUUUACCGUG